UGGAGGAACUCAGAGACACCAGCAGUUGAAUCAUGAACCAGUGAAACUUGCCCCUCACGUCAGAUUUUCAUUUCAGUGAAAGUAGCUGAUAUGCUGGCUACAGCAGAGUAAAGGACUUGAUGCUCACCCAGCCUGCCUUAUAAAAAGCCUAAUGCUAGUCCUUUAAGAGCAAAUUGGAAUUCCACUGAGUGUUGACUGACCUGUAGAGGUCAUAGGCAUCUGCUAUAUUUACCGGCUCUGUAACUUGAUCUGUGGCAUUCUGGAUUGCUGUGCUCAUACUAUCCUCUCACACUCUGGGGCCACAGCCUCCCAAGUAGCACCCCAUUGCAUUCUGCCUAUUGGCCUGGUCGCUCAGAACAACAAGGGGCUGAUCAGUGUCACAAAGCCUGCGCGUUUGUGUGUGCACUGUGGGGUAGCAACAGUAGAAUGAGCUGCCCCGGAGCCGUCACAGUCUGUGGGGACUGACACACACCACUACAAAUACGGCAGUCGAUGCAGUCUUCCAGAGGCUCUCCCUCCCUGUGGCUGAGAAACCAGCAGCAGCAGCAUGUCCCGCGUCUCCUCUACUGCCAAGCGCUAUGCCGGCCCAUCCUACACCAGCCACUACAGCUCCUACGGCUCCUCCCUGACCUCGGGCCUUAGCUCCUACAGUGAGCGAGACAGGCUGUCCUCCUACAAGUCCCCCACAUCCUCCUCCUCCUCCUCCUCAGGUUACUCCUCCUCCAGCUAUCUUAGCAGCUCCGCAGCCCGCAGCCGCAACUACAGCACCUCCUCAGACCCUGACCGCGACAGGGGUCGAACCAUACCACGCACCGACAUCCUCGGAAGCAGCAGCAGCAGCCGGCGGAGUGAGAGCCUCAGCAGAACCCCGGUGAAGAGCUGUGGAGGGUCAGGGCUGAGUGGGGGGUCAGCUUACACCGGCUACACAUACUCUUCGUCCUCUACCCAGUCCAGCUACCUCUCCUCUUCACCGGUGGCCUCAAGCAUCUCGCUCAACCGACGAAAAUCUGUAUCCCAGAGUGACUUGAGCAGGGACCUGGCCUCUUUGGGCCUUGGUGACACCUCCUCCUCUUCCUCCACCCCAUCCUCUUCCACCAGUGCCCUGCGGAGCUACCGCAGUCGGACCAACGAUGUGGCCAGCUCAUAUGGCACAAGCACCCGCCCGGGCUACUCAGGCCUGUCGCGGAGCUCUACUCAGGAGGCCCUGUCGCGGAGCUCCACCCAGGAGGCCUUCAGCAGCAGCAGCAGCAGAGCAUUCAGCUCCUCAACAUGGGAGCCGAGCAGUAACGGGUUGUCUCACUCCCCCACCAGGGACUCCAUGAAUUCAAAGAGUGCCCAAGGCCUGGUGGGACUGAAGAACCUAGGAAACACUUGUUUCAUGAACAGUAUCCUGCAGUGUCUCAGCAACACACACAGCCUGCGAGACUACUGCCUGCACAAUUCGCACCGCAGAGACCUUAACAACAACAGCCGCACCAACACAGCCCUCAUGGAAGAAUUUGCCAAGCUGAUACAGACCAUGUGGACGUCGUCCAGUAGUGAGGCGGUCAGCCCGUCCGAAUUCAAAACUCAGAUCCAGAGAUACGCUCCCAGAUUUGUGGGCUACAACCAACAGGACGCUCAGGAGUUCCUGCGUUUCCUCCUGGACGGCCUGCACAACGAAGUGAACAGGGUCACCGUCAGGCCGAGAGGGACCGUGGAGGACUUUGACCACCUGCCGGAUGAAGAGAAAGGAAAGAAGAUGUGGAGUAAAUACCUGGAGAGAGAAGACAGUAAGAUAGUCGACUUGUUUGUAGGGCAGCUGAAGAGCUCUCUGACCUGCAGCCACUGUGGUUUCUGCUCCACUGUCUUCGACCCCUUUUGGGAUCUCUCGCUACCUAUCGCCAAGAAGGGCUAUGGUGAGGUGAGUCUCAUGGACUGCAUGCGGCUCUUCACCAAAGAAGAUGUCCUCGAUGGGGAUGAGAAGCCGACGUGUUACAGGUGUAAAGCUAGGAGGAGAUGCACUAAGAAGUUCACAGUACAGAAGUUCCCCAAGAUCUUAGUGCUCCACCUGAAACGCUUCUCUGAGGCACGAAGAACCAGCAAACUGUCCACCUUUGUUAACUUCCCCAUGAAGGAUCUCGACCUACGGGAGUUUGCCUCCGAAAACAGCAUAAAUGCAGUGUACAACCUGUAUGCAGUGUCCAACCACUCAGGCACCACUAUGGGCGGCCACUACACGGCCUACUGUCGCAACCCCAACUCGGGAGAAUGGUACACGUUUAAUGACUCCAGAGUAACGCCAAUGUCCUCCAGCCAAGUGCGCAGCAGCGACGCCUACGUCUUGUUCUACGAGCUGUCUUCCUCCUCACGGAUGUGAAGCCUCCUGGAGGACGGCGGGCCGCAGCAGCACUCUGACUGAUGGACAGACGGAUGAAAAAUAUGUGUGUGUUGGUGGAGCUGCGCCACACACACACACACACACAGACACAGACGCACACAACAGCACACGCCUCCACCAGCCUGGAGGCUGCUGCUCUCCACAGAGAGAGCUGGAGAGGGGAACAUUCUGGAAACCACAGGAAUCUGAUCAACCAGCCCUGCUCUCUUUCCCUCACUGUCUUUACUCUUGUGUCUUGGAGGUGUGUGUGUGUGUGUGUGUUUACUCUGUGUGUGUGUGUGAGUGUACAAGGCUGACACAGGGCAAUAAUCCAAUUUGACCGACCAACCGGUGAAUCCGUCUCCAUCUCAGAAGUCCCUCUCUAUGCACUGCAAACCGAACUCUCAUCCUGACUGCGCCUUCGCUUCUUUCUCUUUAACUCUUGAUCUUCUCGUUUGCCUCAAACCAUUAAAACUGACUUAUUGCAAUUUUUUGACUUUUUUUCUGCUUUGAAUUCAUGUUGUUUUUAUGCUGUUUUUUUGUUUUGUUUUUUUUCUGGGUGUGGGGUUAUUACUCCAGUACCAUGAGCAUCACCACCACCACUAUGGACUGUGGAUAAAUUGUGCUUAGUGUGUGACUGUAACAGGACUGGUCAUGUUACAUGGAGCUUACAGCCCACCGGCCUGCUUGGUUUUCCUGGCUUUCCCUGCCACUGCACUACAACACUCCCAUGUCUUUGUCAGCAUUGUUUUCACCUUCUUUCUUUAUCUAAAGGUGGAUGGGAGGCCGGUGGCACUGUGAGCAUAACAUGUUUCAGAGGACAACCCUCUACCGUGUUUUUAUUUCAUUUGUUUCUCCCACGUGUGGCUGCUACUGAUGUUUUCAAAGUGCUGUGAAUGAAUGAAUGGUCAGUCCAGUACAGAUCUGCUAAGCGUUAAUAGUGUAGACGAUAAUAAUGGUAACAAUCCUCAUUGUCAGCAUGAGGUCUUUUCUUCCUCUCUUGUUUCAUGCCAUUGAACAACACGGAAAGAAUGUUUUAAAGAAAAAAAACACACACUAUAUCUGUAUAUUUUUAUAUCCUAAUGCAAUAUAGAGAAUGUACUAUUCAAUGGUGCUGCAAAUGACCCAUAACUGUUUUCAGUUGGUUUAUUUCCCAGGUUUCAAGAGAGAAAAAAAAGUGAUUAUUUAUGCUUACAGGUGAAAAUGUGAUGAGUCACACUUUUUAACAGUGGCAGUCAAAGACAUGAGUACAUAAAUAUAUAUAUAUACAUAUGAAUAAAAGUUAACAAAACA
This is a messenger RNA of Scatophagus argus, 3652 nucleotides long. RefSeq names its product ubiquitin specific peptidase 2a (gene usp2a). Lineage: Eukaryota; Metazoa; Chordata; Actinopteri; Scatophagidae. The coding region runs from base 548 to 2359 and encodes 603 amino acids. Gene Ontology annotation, cellular component: cytoplasm. The transcript has 14 exons. Gene Ontology annotation, biological process: protein deubiquitination. Gene Ontology annotation, molecular function: cysteine-type deubiquitinase activity. The record is from RefSeq and is a predicted model, not a curated record.